CCCACCUGCAAUCAUCCGUCCGUGUCCGCUGAAACGUGCCCGGGGAAGCCUGCGCGAAUGAGAGGCCGCGACUCGCCGGUCAGGGACAGUUCAGCAGAGUAGCCAGCAGCGGGGCUCGUCGAUGCGUCUAGAGCGAGGGGCUGUGGGACUACACUAUCGGCGGGUCGUUCUUCAAACACAUCGUGACGGCAACUCGGCGGGGAACGAGCGCUGAACUGCCAACCUUUGCUGCAACCCUCAGCACGCCUCGCGAUGCCGUCAGCCCAACCGAAAAAUCCGUAUACCUUUCUCGAGCGUUCCUUCAACGACGCGCCAGUGUUCAAGGCCCCCCGGAACCCGUCGUACAGAAGGGACGAAAUCCACGACUUCUUCCCCGCGUUGGCGCCGCUUAGACCAGGCUCCUACGCCUACGACGACGCCUCGACCGAAACCAGCGACGAAGACUCGACUUUCCUAGUGUCACCGCCCGUAAUCAAUGGACACAUUUUCGGUCUGCCCCCAACACCACCAUCCGCCCUACAAGACCGUGACCGUCGACCACGCUCCAGCACGCAGGAACACGCCGGCGUCGUUCCCUCGCUGCUGUCAAGGAAGUCAUCGAUCAAGACACCCCUCAGCCAGAGGAGCCCGCCUACCCCGGAUCCGAGCCCGCCGCGGACAGCCGAACACCUGACGAUGCCUUCCGCUCAACUUCAGCUGAAUCCCUCGUCGCGCUCCGACUCUUUUACCACUGCGAAAAGCUUCCAGGAAUCUGAGGAGGAAAACGGCCAGCCACGCUUCUCGUAUUCCGACGCUUCCGCUCCCCUUUCUAGACCGCCGGCCGGUCCUGCUGUACAAAUGAAGGACAAAAAACUGCUGGAUAUGGAGGGCGAUGAUGAUGACAUGACGCCGACAGAACGCAAUCCUUCCGGCCGGCCCGAUCGCGCGGCGACCCACCGUGAUGGGUCUCGGGAUGCGAGGAGAGACAGUCGAGAUUGGGAGCCGGACCACGGGUGGGACUCUAAUCUCUCGAGGAAUGCGACGGUACGACGGGGCCGGGCUCCAAAAACACCUUCCGGGCAGACAUCUCCGGACGGAGGCGCAUCACCGCUAUCCGUCAUGAAGAGAGGCGCCAUCUUGCGCGAAAGAUCGGAGAACAGCAAAAGAGUACCAACCGACCCUGCGCUCGAGAAGUUUGCCAACGAUAUUGGCUGGCCCAAUGAAGUCAACAGAGCCCUCCACAAGCACCUGCUCGAUACGGAGUCUAGACGCUUUUCCAUCGCAUCUAAUACAUCAACAGUGGUGGAGGCUGUGGUGGUCUCAACUCCCCCACAGCACAAAAGGACGCUUCGCCACGCUGGAAAGAAUCUGGCAUUACGCUCAAGCAGCGAGUCCCGGUCUAACCGCAACUCUCAGUCCCUGGAAGAUGGCCCAUCGCAUCGUCUGGUACACAAGCGAUCCCGUAUACCGGAUAAAAGGAAUCGCGACAGCAUUGGAUCCGACCACGCCCCCAAUGUCAGCGCAACGUCUUCGCCGGUCUCGACCAGAAAACGUCAAAAUAGUGUUCCGGUACUUGUGAUCCCUGCACCAGAAGGCCUCAAGCCUGCUCUGGCACCUAGGAACCAUGUUAGAUUUCAGUUGCUUACAGAUCAAAUACAGUCACAGUUGCGUACUUCGGCCACUCCCGAUGAAGACCUCGGAUACUUUGAUGUCCCGAAACGAGCCCCGAGAAAGAAAUCGGCCGACAAGUCAUCUUCGCCUUCCAAGAGCAAAAGACGGGAGCAACCACCGCCUACGUCAGAUGAGACUAAGCGCAGAAGCUUCACAGCGCCGUCUGGAGUCACCGGCGGCAGCGACAGAAUCACUUUGGAAUACUCACCGAAGGGUCCAAAGAGAGAGAGCUUCCGCCGGAGUGCGGCAAACAAGCCUGGGGUCCGCAGCAAGGAGUCUCUACUUUCUACCCCAGAUGAGCGGGAAACAUCCAAGCCACUGCCGCCUGUUCCCACUGACGACGUACCAGCGCAGCCGACGAAAUCAGACCCAGCGUCUGAGGAACGUCCGAGGACUAGUCCACAAACACAGUCGGAACAAGACAAGUUGACUAAGCGCGCGGAACAAGUACCACAAGAGCGACCUGUCAGCAGCCCGCAAGAACGGACAAGCCCGGAGGAAAGGCCUCACCGGAUGGACCAAGAUCCUCACCAGAGCCGUCCGGCCGAUUCUUCCAAAGCACAACGGAGCCCUGAUCGGACCUCCGAACGGACUGAGGAGAUUGUUCGGCCUGGCAUUGACAGAGCUUUAAGCAAUCGAAGCCGUCGCAGAAGUCUCGAUUCUACAGGGUUUUCUCCGUUAUAUACUGGUCGGACGAGCUUCGAUCGCUCCACCAUCCGCACAGACGACCACUCUAUGGUCCGGCACCACUGGACGCAGACACCCUUUUCGCAGAUGUCUGAUACCGGCGACCCGCUCGAGGUCAGCGAAGCUACUGCCGUCAGCAUCUACCCGCACAACAACCACUCUCUGCUCGUAGUCCAGCAGGUUGCCCGCGCUGGAACCGUUUCCCACAGGCGCGCCGCCUCUUCACCGGAGUCAGCCCUGCCGCCGAAGCAACCACAGGACCGUCCAGCAACUCCUCCAAUCCUAACCAUUGGACCGCCGGCGCCGCCUGAGCAUGUCAUUGCCAAUAUUCCCACGGUCACCUCCCCGUUGAAAAACCCGCGCAAACCGCCUGAGCCACCUGCAUUCAAGAUCAUUCCGCCAACCCCGGCUGAGGAAAUUGAGCGUGAACUCGCCGGCCCGUCUGCACCUCAAAAACACGAAAACCGGGGACCGCCUCCGACGCGCCGGCAAAACCUUGUCCAACGUGCUCGGCGCUAUUCCGACACAAUUAUCCAGCCGAUCCUUCGCAACACAAGUAUUCGACGCAACAUCAACCCGCCGAACCCUGAUCCUCAGCGUGUGCCCAGUGUUAGUUCGGAAAAGCAGAAGGCGGACGAGAACAACCUACACCCUUUUUGGAAGCCACGUGGUUUCUGGGACGACUUCAGUGGGUCGGAUAGUGAGGAUGAUCUUGCCGUCAGCGGCGCCCCGACGUCGGGCACACGCUCCGGCAACACGAGCAAUAUAGACGAGCAGUACCGCGACCUCGAGCGCGCAAAGGCGGUCGAGCGCCAGCGGCGCAAGAUCGGCGCCCUGGGCCGCCGCAUCACGACGGGCUUCAAGGGCUCGGGCGGCUUCCUCAUCGGCAACAGCCUGGGCGUCGAGCGCCACGGCACCAACAACCGCCGCCACCACGUCGAUGCGCCAUCCGGCUCGACCUCGUCGAAGGCGGCGCCUGCGCCGCGCAUGCGUGGCGGUGGUGUCGGUGGCGUCAGACGCAGACCCUCGAAGGGCUCGCUCCGCAGCGGUGCCAGCGCCGGCAGCGCAACCGCGACGUCGCUGGCUUCGGCUUCGGGCUCGGGUGCGGGCGCUGCCUCUGGCGCCGGCAGACGCAGCCCGCCGUUUGCGUCGCCGGCGCAGGCGCGCGCCCGCAAGAACCGCCGCCGCGAACUCGGCGGCAACUUUUCAAGCAGCAGCCUCUUGGGCGAGGGGGCGGGGGCGGGAGCGGGGUCGAUGGCGUCGUCGACGCGGCUGCGCUCGCCGCCUGAGGGGGCUAAGGGCGGCGCCGUUGUUGCUUCUUCUUCUUCUCCUUCUUCUGUCGCCCCUGGCGCCGCUACCGCGGCGGCGCGCGCCCGCGGCCGCGAAGUCCGCAUCCCGCGGCUGUUGGGCAAGGGCGGGAAAGGCUGGAGCGUCGAGUAUGUGGGCUUGAGCGGGUUGAGGGAUAAGUUUGCGGAGAGGAAGGCGGAGAAGCGGCGGCAGGAGUUGAGGGGCAUGAUUGGCUCGCGGUUUUAUUGGGAGGGGGAGGCGGGGAGGGUCGCGUAGUUGGGGGAGGGUUUAUUCUUUUCUUGCAUCUUUACGUCUUCUUCUUCUCUGCUUCGGCUCUUUUUAGUCGCGCUUCUUUUUUUUUUUGUUUUGUUUUUCAGGGGGCUGCUAAAGCAACAGCAGUAGCGUCUUUUGAUUGGGUGGGUGGUUACUUGGCUUUACGAUU
Molecule: messenger RNA, 4066 nt
Organism: Aplosporella prunicola CBS 121167
Lineage: Eukaryota; Fungi; Ascomycota; Dothideomycetes; Botryosphaeriales; Aplosporellaceae
Exons: 2
Coding region: 253-3900 (1215 amino acids)
Source: RefSeq, a predicted model, not a curated record